GGAUUCAGUACCUCGGACAGUACUUUCAAGUACGCGCAAGAGAUAGUCUGUGUAGGAGAGAAAGAAAGAGCUUGAGUUCAGACGAAGGUGAGGUGAGGUCCUACCAUGUAGGAGGCAAGAAGAAGAGGGGAGGGAUAGACCGAUAGUGAAGUGCAGCAUAGAGCGAGACGAAUAGACGGUGAGCGAGACAGCGACAGAGAGAGUCAGCGCGCUCGAGCAGGAGUGCGCGCGGGGACAGCAGCACACCGGCCGGAUCUAAGAGUUGAGAGGAUGGAGAUCCGACCAGAUCGGUUCAAGCUGGUGGCGGGAAAAACACUUGGGAAGAUUCACAGACUCAUCGAGAAGCGGCAGGAGAAUGGUGAGACGAUCGAGCUGUCGGCGGAGGGCCGUCCGGAGCUGGUGGAGGAGAAGGAGCUGCCGGUGGUGGACUGCACCUGCUGCGGCCUGCCUCGCCGUUACAUCAUCGCCAUCCUCUGCGGCCUGGGCUUCUGCAUCUCCUUCGGCAUCCGCUGCAACCUCGGCGUGGCCAUCGUCAGCAUGGUCAACAACCACACGGUCUUUCAUGGCAAGAGGGAAGUCCUCGAGCCUGCUCAGUUUUCGUGGGACCCAGAGACUGUAGGGAUGAUCCAUGGCUCAUUCUUUUGGGGCUACAUAGUCACACAAAUCCCUGGAGGAUUCAUAUGCCGAAGGUUUGCAGCCAACCGGGUUUUUGGCUUUGCAAUUGUGGCCACAUCCGUCUUAAAUAUGCUGAUCCCUCAUGCGGCUCGGGUAUCCUACGGCUGUGUCAUGCUGGUCAGAGUUUGCCAAGGGCUUGUGGAGGGUGUGUCCUACCCUGCCUGCCAUGGAAUCUGGGCUAAAUGGGCUCCACCCCUUGAGAGAAGCAGAUUGGCAACAACAGCUUUCUGCGGGUCAUACGCAGGGGCAGUGGUGGCCAUGCCAUUGGCAGGAAUUCUGGUGCAGUACACUGGGUGGUCCUCAGUCUUCUAUGUGUAUGGCAGUGUUGGUGUGUUCUGGUACUUGUUCUGGAUCUUGGUGUCUUAUGAGAGUCCUGCAGCCCACCCCACAAUCACUGCCGAGGAGAGGCAGUACAUUGAGGAUGCCAUCGGGGACUCGGCCAACACCCAGAACCUGCAGAAGUUUAAGACUCCCUGGCGCGCCUUCUUCACCUCGAUGCCUGUGUAUGCCAUCAUUGUGGCCAACUUCUGCCGUAGCUGGACCUUCUACUUGCUCCUCAUCAGUCAGCCAGCGUACUUUGAGGAAGUCUUUGGUUUCGAGAUCAGCAAGGUGGGGAUGGUGUCUGCUCUGCCUCAUCUGGUGAUGACCAUCGUUGUGCCAAUUGGAGGGCAGCUGGCAGACUACCUGCGGACCCACAACCUCAUGAGCACAACCAACGUGCGCAAACUCAUGAACUGUGGAGGUUUUGGCAUGGAAGCAACUCUGCUGUUGGUGGUUGGGUACUCUCACACUAAAGGGGUGGCAAUAUCCUUUCUUGUGCUUGCUGUUGGCUUCAGCGGCUUUGCAAUCUCAGGGUUUAAUGUGAACCAUUUGGACAUUGCCCCACGCUAUGCUAGUAUUCUCAUGGGUAUCUCCAAUGGAGUUGGCACCUUAUCAGGCAUGGUGUGCCCACUCAUCGUUGGAGCCAUGACCAAACACAAGACUCGUGAGGAGUGGCAGGGUGUAUUUCUCAUUGCUUCACUGGUCCAUUAUGGCGGAGUCAUCUUUUAUGGUAUCUUUGCAUCGGGAGAAAAGCAGCCAUGGGCGGACGUAGAGGACACCAGCGACGAGAAAUGCGGCAUACUGGGAGAGGACGAACUGGCCAAUGAGACAGAAGAGCUUUACCGUACCGGCGGUGGUGGACAGUACGGGGCCAUGAGCCAACCAGACGCAGGGCCCAAUGGAGGCGGCGGAGCAGGGGGCUGGGUCAGUGACUGGGAUAAGUCUGAAGAGUUAGUCCAGCCGCCGGGGACCAAUAGGUAUAUGUAUGGAGGAGAAGAAGACCGAGAGCUGCCAUAGAAGCACAGAGGAGUAUGAAAGAAAGGCGGAGAGGGAGAGUGAAUGGGAGGGGUCACUGGAGAACUAUGAGUACAGUUGACAGGGGUGGAAGAGUUCUAAAAUGAAUGAGUACACUACUGAGUGUGUGUGUGUGUGUGUGUGUGUGUGUGUGUG
This is a messenger RNA of Alosa sapidissima (American shad), 2166 nucleotides long. RefSeq names its product solute carrier family 17 member 7a (gene slc17a7a). The coding region runs from base 271 to 2013 and encodes 580 amino acids. Gene Ontology annotation, cellular component: synaptic vesicle membrane; excitatory synapse. Gene Ontology annotation, molecular function: L-glutamate transmembrane transporter activity; neurotransmitter transmembrane transporter activity. The transcript has 13 exons. Gene Ontology annotation, biological process: neurotransmitter loading into synaptic vesicle; regulation of synapse structure or activity; synaptic transmission, glutamatergic. Lineage: Eukaryota; Metazoa; Chordata; Actinopteri; Clupeiformes; Clupeidae. The record is from RefSeq and is a predicted model, not a curated record.